Messenger RNA from Quercus lobata, 2359 nucleotides. Its product is annotated as E3 ubiquitin-protein ligase RGLG5-like. The coding region runs from base 791 to 2101 and encodes 436 amino acids. The record is from RefSeq and is a predicted model, not a curated record. Gene Ontology annotation, molecular function: ubiquitin-protein transferase activity. The transcript has 11 exons. Gene Ontology annotation, cellular component: nucleus. Gene Ontology annotation, biological process: protein ubiquitination. Lineage: Eukaryota; Viridiplantae; Streptophyta; Magnoliopsida; Fagales; Fagaceae.
CUUUGUGUGUGUGUUUUUGGGGUUAAAUUUAUGUUGUAAUAAUCAUCUCGUGUUGACAUUCUGAGUAAAGUUGAGGAGUUUUGUGGUUGCAUGGAAAUUUCCUUGAAGGUUACUUCCACUCUUAUUGGUAAACAGUUUCUAGAUGACAAACAAUUUCUCACUAGGUUCCAAAUGAUAGUUAAAGCUGAAUAUUAGGCAACUAUUGCUUUCAAGUUUAUUUCCAUGAAAGUCGGUUUCUAAGGAAGUUCUUGGUCUUUUCUUGAUUUUGACAAGUCAGUGUUGACAUCUAUGUUAUUGAAAUUGAUUCAACAGUGUUUUUUCAUCUUUGUAUCUGCCUCCACUUAUUAUCUCUCUGCCUUCUUAGCAUAAGACACAUGAAUUCUGUACCAAGCUUUUGAUCUAUUUACAUUUGAUCUAAUACAGAUUGCUUUUUUCUGAUUGGUUUUGUAUACUUAUACGGGUUGCUUUUCAGGGAAUGUUGGGAUUACAAUUGUUCACCUCUGAGAAGUAAACACCAGAAUUUCAGAUACCUUUUGUAAUUUUCUUUUUUUAGAGAUUUUGGAGUUUAAUAGGAUUGGCUUAUUUAUUUUUGAUUGGCAAUUUUGUAUAUGAUUUUGUAAUUGGCUUGAGGACUUGAAUAUCCCUUUUUGCAAAAUGAUUAGUAGCUCAAAGCUUGCUAUUGAACAAGACUGAUCAAAUUUCAACAUGUAGUUUGUGCCACAGUUAGAGGGCCUCUGCAGAAGAAGAACAUUAUCAAAUUUUUAUAGCAGUAGUGAGUUGAGACAUUAACAUGGGAGGCAAAUCAUCUAAAUCUGACAGUCCACGAUACAGUUUCAACCAUGAUACUUCAUAUGGUUAUGCUUCUCAAUCAGACCUUGGCUCUUCAUCCUCUCCUUAUCCAGGAAAUUACGCUGAUUAUGAAAGAAGAAGCAAGCUGCAGUCAAGGUACAAAAGAAUUGGUGACGACUACCACUCUCUGGAACAGGUGACACAAGCUCUUCACCAAGCUGGUCUUGAAUCUUCCAAUCUUAUUGUUGGCAUUGAUUUCACAAAGAGUAAUGAGUGGACAGGCGCACGAUCUUUCAACCAUAGGAGCCUGCAUCACCUUGGAGAUCACUCAAAUCCAUAUGAACAGGCAAUAUCAAUAAUUGGCAGGACGCUUUCAGCAUUUGAUGAGGAUAACCUUAUUCCUUGUUAUGGGUUUGGCGAUGCAACUACACAUGAUCAAGAAGUUUUUAGUUUUCAUCCAGAUGAAAAACCUUGUAAUGGAUUUGAGGAAGUACUUUCUUGUUAUCGAGAAAUAGUGCCACAAGUACAUCUAGCUGGUCCAACAUCUUUUGCUCCGAUCAUCGAAACUGCAAUUGGAAUAGUUGACAAUAGUGGUGGUCAGUAUCAUGUUCUUAUGAUCAUUGCUGAUGGACAGGUAACAAGAAGUGUGAACACCGGUUCUGGUAACUUUAGUCCUCAAGAGAGAAGUACCAUCAAUGCUAUUGUGAAAGCGAGUAAUUAUCCUUUGUCAAUAGUUUUGGUUGGAGUUGGUGAUGGACCAUGGGACAUAAUGCAUGAGUUUGAUGACAACAUUCCAUCUCGGGCUUUUGAUAAUUUCCAGUUUGUAAAUUUCACUGAAAUCAUGUUGAAGUACAUCCCUGCAUCCAAGAAAGAGACAGAGUUUGCUUUGGCUGCACUAAUGGAGAUACCAUCACAAUACAGAGCUACAAUGGACCUGCAACUUCUGGGCUGCCGAAAAGGAACUCCUCGGAGAUUUCCACUCCCGCCUCCAGUUAGAAGCAUUUCAGAAAAUCCUUAUCCAAAGUAUAUACAAUCAAGCAGCAAUGAACGUUAUAAUGUACAUAGCAAUGAACACAACAAUGGAUAUACGUGGUCAAGCAACAUUGAACAAGAAAGUGGAUUUCAUUAUGCUUAUUCUACUCCAUCAUCAGAGCAUUCUCCACACAGCAGGACUUGUCCUGUGUGCUUGUGGAGUAAGAAAGAUCUUGCAUUGGGAUGUGGACAUCAGACAUGCUAUGAUUGUGGACAGGUCUUAACCUCUUGCCCAAUUUGUCGAACUCACAUAACAACAAGGAUAAAGCUGUAUGAGUAAUGCAUCUGGCCAAGCAACCAUUCUCGGAAUCAAUGGAAUGAAGAUUGUUUAACUCUCUAAGCUUGUUUAUCAAAGGGCCAAAUGGGCAUCUCAAAUGAUUUCCUUGGGUACUCAAACAUUUCUUGAUAGUGUAACAAUAUGCUUUUUUUUCCCUGAAACAAAAUUAGUGGUUCACCAUUUAUCUAUCAAAAUACCGAAUCUGUCUGAAUUGAUCAUGAAUAAAGAUAACAAUCCAGUUGAAAUGGGAUCAUUUCAAAA